Messenger RNA from Aureobasidium vineae, 714 nucleotides. NCBI's taxonomy places the organism in Eukaryota, Fungi, Ascomycota, Dothideomycetes, Dothideales, Saccotheciaceae. The record is from the annotation of a GenBank genome assembly.
AUGACGACCAACGUGCCUUGCGAUCCAGCCACCGUCUCGCACCGCCAGCUGCCCUCAGCCACGCUCGUCCCAAUCGACUUGAGGGACCAACAAGAGCGCCAGAUCCUCUACGACCAACGCAUCGUCUGUGGAUGGAACAGCGACAAGAUCCCCAAGUGGGCCGCCGCUAUUGAAGCCGGCACGAGAAGCUUCUUCUGGAUCUGCCUUGCACCCGACGCUCCAAAGGGCAUUCCCACCUUUACGCGCGACGCCGACACUUACAUGCCAGUCGGCCAUGUAUCCUUGGACAAGGUCGACAUCACCGAGCCCGAUGCCGUACCGGACACGACACUUGCCGAUCCUGACAAGGGCGUGCUCACCAUAACGAGUCUGUUCGUCCUGCCUGCCUUCCACCGAUCCGGCCUGGGUGCCUUUGCUAUCGACGAAUGCGAGCGCCUUGCCCGUGUCCCGCCCUUUGGCGCUGAGAACAUCACCGCCAUCACAAUCAACACGCUCAGCCCGCGCUAUUGCGUGGGCGGCGUUGAAGGCCCCGAUGGCUUGGGCCAGUGGGAGAAAGAAGCUGGAGAACAGAGGCCCGUCCCUCAGAACAAUAUGCUGUGGUACCAGAAAAAGGGCUACAAGAGUUACAAGGAGGCUCCGAGGUAUACAAGCGCGGGUAAGCAGGGAGAGACUCUGUGGUGGUAUGCCAUCUUCAUGAGAAAAGAAUUGCAAUAG